ACAUUAAACUUCAACGCGAAGUCGAAGAUGAUGACGAAGAAUCCGUAGUUGGGCCUGUUAUUGCGCCAUUUUUCCCUCAUAAAAAGGAUGAAGGAUGGUGGAUUGUUAUCGGGGACACUUCUAAAAACUUGUUACUUGGUAUUAAGCGUAUCACUUUGAAUAAGUCGUUAAAUGUGAAAUUGGACUUUACUUGCCCUUCGGAAGCUGGUGAACACCUUUUAAAAAUUUAUUUUAUGUCAGACUCGUACAUGGGAUGUGAUCAAGAGUUUGAUCUUCAAAUAACA
Racocetra persica is the source of this 284-nucleotide messenger RNA. Lineage: Eukaryota; Fungi; Glomeromycota; Glomeromycetes; Diversisporales; Gigasporaceae. The record is from the annotation of a GenBank genome assembly.